GCCGACCGGUUAGUUGAAUAUCGCACACGGAUCCGAUCGCAUGCUCGCGUCGCUGACGGUCGCUUUUGCUUUUGUUUGUUUAUAUUCCGGUUGUGCAGAUCAGGACCACAUCACUUCGACUUCCGAUGCGGGAGAUACUACAAGGCGCGCGAAUCCGAUCCAUCACAUUUACUUAUUAUUAUCGACGGGACACCAACAAUCUCCUAGUACGUGCAGAAGGAUAGACAAAUAUGUCCCACUCUGCUUCUCAGGGCGAAAACCAAACGUUAGCCGAGUCCUGCAUCUACUACACACACGCUAAUCAGCAGAGAAAAUACUUAAGUGACUAUUGUUAUUGUUCGGUAAUUAGACUUAAACUCGUCAGGUAAAGGCUCCGCCCUUCUAUACUCGCGCACUUGACUCCAAGCGUAACACAAGUGGAUACACACCAAAAAAAAAACAACUUAAUAAAAAAUUAAGCGAUCGGCAAGGAAUGGAAAGAAAGCCGGUCGCAGUGGCGAAAACGAAUAAACAAAAGAAUACUGUGUGCAUGCUUCUGCGGUGAAGAUAAGUGUGCUAUUUAUUGUCAACCUAACGAAGCAAUCUGUCAGAAUUAAUUUGCGACAGUCAACGACAAGUAAAAGCAGUGUUUUUUUCCCCAUUCUGCAUUUUAUUGUUUUUGUUGUGUUUGUUUCUAGAAUUAAAACAAUACAAGUAUUUAUAGCAGAUAUUUAUUUUUUUUUUGUUCGUUCGAUGCAUGAAAUUGUACCCGAGAACGACACUCCCGACGCCGGCGGAAUUGAUUUUACCCAAAACAAAAGUACGAAGGCGUUCAUUAUUUGUGCGGAUUUAGGUUUGUUCGCGAGUGGUUGUGCCAAAAACGUCAGCAAUAAAAGUAGUUAGUAAUCUCUGGCUAAGAGUACCAUCAUCACACACACGCACGCACACGCGUGCAGUGCAGUAACGAACCAAAACCGGGAGCAGGCGCAGACGCAGACCACACGGGCUACUGAGUUGAAACAAUCAGCUGGAAAGUGGUCAGCAUUGGUACCGUCAUUCACACCGACUGUCAUUGCGUACGGCAAGGCAAGCGCACGGAUUAGUGGCGGAGAAAACCCGACGGCAGUGACGGAAUCUUCGCAGCAGCUACAGAAGCAACACACGGCUCUCGGCAGCGGUCGGUGCACUAACAGGUCAGUCUCUGAAAAUUGCACACAACAAUCGAAAUUAACCUGCUAAUAAAACACGCCAGGCAGAACUCCGUGGAACCAUACGAGAACCGAGCCAGAGCAGCUGAGUUACUGUUCGUCUUUUAAUCUUCGCUACCCAUUGACCAGUGGCCACUCUAGUUCGUUUCUAGAGGAAGGCGCGAAAGAAAAACAACAAACGCACAAAUUAUUCCCCAAUCGCCGAAGACGGUGAGGACGACAGCGGGAAGGAAUCAAGACCCGGCACGCAGCGUAGUCAGCAGAAGUGCACACACCUAUUGAACUUUGACCUUGUGUGCGCGCUUCGCGGAUACACUCUCCGAGGGAGAGAACAUUUACCAUAUUGUGAUUUUUACUACAAGAGUAUAAUAAGAAGUAAGGUUUAAUUUCGAGUUUGAGAGCUGAUUUUUAUUAUUGUACGCUAUCAAAACCGACUCGUGCUUUCAUUGAAAAGAAAGAUUUUAGACGUGCUUUUCGACAGUUACAGUAGGCGUCGAGAUCACGAAAGUGAGUAGUAAGUGCAAAAAAGCAGCGAAGAGAAAGAAUCCAAUCUGUGAUUAUAUUUUGUUAAUUUGUAAAUAACGCUUUUAAUCAACGUGAAAGUUGUCGAGUCGCCGCUCCAGCUUUUCUCCUUUCUCGUCGUUUCGAGAGUGCGAGAGACAAGUGUGCAGUGUCAGAGGAAGAACAAAGAGCGAAAGAGAGUGUGAAGAGAAACCGGCUACCAAGUUUAUUACCUGUUGUUUAUUAUUAUUGAAAAAAAUCGCGAACCCAGCGGCCAAAAAAUGUUCAACACCAACCUCAGCCUGACCGUGCCACCCCUGCUGGGCAUUGACGGUGGGGUGUGCACCACACCCAGAACACCGGAAAUCCUCAACUCGCUGAUGGCCAUGACAAACCCACUCGAGUACUCGUACCCGGUCGCUAGCAACCCCAACGGCAGCAAUAACACCUCCCCUGCGGUCGCCACCGUCGCCAACAAUACUGUGUCACUGGCAUCACACGACAGUCAUUCCAACAGUUCCGAUUCCCCGCUAGAUUCGCCCGCCGGCCAUGGUAGGACUCCGAGCGUACAACAGACCCGCUCGCAACUGAUCAAGGCCGGUGUGAAGCUGCUGAUUCAGAGCAAACGCAAGCACAGCGGAUGCGAUUCCAGCGAUGGAAACGAAUCGUCCAGUGGUGGUGGCCGCGAGGCAACAAGACGGAACGGCGGUGGACCGCAACCAAAAAUGCGCCGAGAUACGGACCUGCAGACGAGCGAAGAUGAUGUCGAUAAUCAUCGGACCACCAGCGGGUGCUCCUCGACGGGCGGCACCGGCCGGACGGGCAGUCCACGCACUGGGCUAACCCCCGAGGAUGAGGAUCGUCGCCGUCGGCGUCGGGAACGAAACAAGAUCGCUGCCACCAAGUGCCGAAUGAAGAAACGCGAGCGGACGGUAAAUUUGGUUAACGAAUCCGAAACACUGGAUGCCCAGAACAAGGAACUGAAAUCGCAGGUUAGCGAGCUGGAAAAUCAACGACGAAAGCUGAUGGAGGUCCUGCAGGCGCACAGUUCCACGUGUGUCCACCAGAAGGGCUACCAACCGUUACCAAGUCUGUCUACCAUCACAAACAAUUGCAAGUUUUUAAAUGAUCUAAGCUUCCUGGACAAUUCGAACGAGAUCAAGUAUUCCGAGUGUCUCAAGUCGGGUAGUGAAAUAGGCGACAACUCACUACCUCCUGGCUACUGCAAACUUUCACCAACCGAAGUCAACUACGCAACCCCAACCGAUGUCAUGGACGUAAACAACUUCACGAACCAAGCGCUAAAAUCCGAAUACAUUCCAAACGGUCAAGAUACGCGGCCCCGCUCGAAACCUGGCCCAAAGCCACGGCAAAGGUCAACCGGUGCCAUCAAGCGAACCGUUACCGUUACCAGUACAACAACCGUAACAGAAAAUCUACCCCCAGUGGUAGUGCCUACGGUUUCCCUGCCCAGUGCGGAGUUCAUCCUUAAAAAUGAACUCAUCGAUACCAGCAGUCCCUAUACUACGGUGCAAUCGGCCGAUCGUUUCCUUUUUGAAAACUCCAUGGAUCUGUACAACAACAACAACAUUGACAGCAGCACACUGGACAGCCAUCACACUAGCGAUAGUGACAAACUAGCUUCACUAGCCGUCAAAGACAACGCAUCGAACGCUUUACUGGAAUUCAACGCCAACUUCGAUACCGCCAUCAUCAAACCAUCGGAGUACGCCAUGCUGACCACCCACCAAACGCAGCAACCACAACACCAACAAUCACACCCACAGCAGCAGCAGCAACAACAACAACAACAGUGUCACCUACAACAAAAUCUCGGCCUGCUUGUCCCGCACCUUCAGCAGCAGCAGCAGCAACACCAAACACUGCACAAUCCUCACCAAUUCCUGUCCCACUCAUCACUCGGCAGCAUCGUGAGCAACGAUUUCCUGAUCCUGCCCGAGCACGAUGGCAGCGAGUUUACCGAUCUGGACAGUGGCAUCACGUCCUACAGCAACAUCAACGGCAGCUGCCUGGCGUGACCAGGUUGCUUUUGUUCGGCCACUUCGACGCCAUCGCCACCCACAUCAUCACCGCUACUGCUACCUCCCUUGCUAAUGCUGUUGUAGUUCGGGACGCCAUUUUGGAUUCGUUUUUUUCCGGGAGAUUUCUCCACUCCCAUUCUAAUCGCCUGCAGUUACCAGAGUUAGUCGGUUGUUUGUUGCUUUGUUUAUUUGUUUGCCUGCUUGCCUCCUGUCUUCUUCGGGUUAUUUCUCGUUAUUCCACAUGACGCAGCGCGGCUGAGAAUGCCAUUUAAUUCAGCUUAGCUGAUCGAUCGGUUGUCGUUUGAGGAGAUGAUCAUUAUCGCCGGUUUCGGGGUUUUCGGGGACAGCGGGCGCGUCGCGAAGAAAAGUGGUUAAAAAAAAUUGUUCCAUCAUCAGAUCUCACGCCAAUUCUUAGUUUUUUCUUUAAAUCGAACAGUUUUUAAUUUUGGUCAAAGAAUGCCAAAAAAUUGUAGAUUUCCACAUUUGUUUAAAUUGUCAAAAAAGUUGUUUUUUGUUUAAGAUCACACGUAAAAUUACCGAUGUCACCUAACCCACUUUCACUUAAAUCUAAGAGGAUACUGUUAACGUCUCAAUAAAUUGGCGUGAAAUCUCUCUGGUAUUGCCUGCUUGGAUUUCGAGACACUGGGCGCGUUGUAAAGAUAAUGGUAAAAAUUAACUUGUUUUUGAUCUUUUUAAUACUAUCCCUCAAUAACGAACUCUUUGGUAGCAUGAUGAAGAAGUUGUUUGUUUACAUAGUGUGUAUGGGACAGUUAACAUUAAAAAAGUUAUUUUCUUCAGAAGGAAUGUUAUGUUGUCAUGAAUUUCUACGUUCGUACGACUUGGUGGUUGUGUGUGAGUGUGCGCUUAAGUGCAAAGGUCUUCCUCUAUCUCUCUUCCUACUAUUCUCUCUAUCUCUCUUUCGGAUUGUUGAAUGUUUCCAGAAUACAUCUCCAGUUGCUGGAAGAUGUAUGAUAAAGAGAAAGGAACUUUUUCGUUGCCGGAUUUCUUUUACAAUUUAUUCGUAUACCCCAUGACAGAUAAGUGGCUGAAGCGUUCGGCUGAAGGGCGACUCCCACUUGUCCAAGUGAAACUGCACUGCACGUCGUCUGCCCAGCCGGUAUAGCGAAUCACGAAGAAAGUAAAGAAACUUUUCUUUAUGUUUUAAAAUGGAAAUGCAUUCCUUUUUCGGUAGUAAGUUAAUGAUUAUACCUCAUUUCCCCCCAGCUUUGUACCCCCCAUCAUUUUGUUGCAUUCGUUUUGAAAACCCACAGCGUAAUGUGAUAUUCACAGCUUAAGCUUGACUGAUGAGCCUAUAAGCUGUCAGUUCUGCGCUCUGAUUUGACAGUUAUAGAAACACAAUCUUUGCGUUGCCUGAAUCAAAAAAAAAACUACCCAAAACUUUUUGUAUAGUUUGCAGAGAAACAAACAGGAAAAAAACAGACAAAAACUGAAUAGUUGUAAUCAAUCAAAUGUGCUAAUCCUCUUCGGUAUAAGCUGUUCACUAAACCUAAGUUAUGAUGACGAUAAUUAUGACUAAUUAAAAAACGCUUAACCACAUUACUCGUACUCGCCUCCGUUGGCGUUUUCGCUGAGCGCAAACGCGACCGCAUCGAAAUGCGGAGGAAACAAAAAUGUAUAUUAUUAUCUGAUCUAAGAAUAAUAUAUGUUGAAUGGAUGUAUUUUUUAUAAAAAAAAGAACAUUAAGAAUGUUAGAGUAAGGCAUUUCCUAGAGUACGUUCUCCCGAAUGGAAAAAAAGAAUACGUAUAGCAUUGCUUAAAAAAUUCCGUCGGAUUGUUUGUGAUAAGAAAUUCGCUGCUAAAAAAAAAAACAAGUAACGCACACUUCAGUCAACCCCGGUUAUAUCCAGUUCUUAUUUUCCGUUCGGCGAGAUCGGUAAUUUAUUUGUAAGCAUCUAAACGCAACGUCUUCGACAAAUCAAACCGCAAUCAAGUUAAACUCUUUUGACAUCCGCAUGUAAGAUUAGGAUAGCACCAGAUUCAUUGCGCUUUAUGUAUACAAAAAAAAACAAAAAUAGACUAUUUACAAUUGUAGCAGCAACAACAAAGAUCACAAAAGGAAGAAGAGAUCGCACAUAUGUGAACAAAUCGUAAGAAAUAUUAAGCUUAUGCCCCAACAAGUAACAUGGUGGGCGAUAAUCCGCUUUAGUUUUCACUGCUGCUGCUUUAAGUCGCAAAAUGCGAGAGCAAUCAAUUAGGCACUCUCGCAGUAGGCUUUGAACAACAGCAGCAGUGCCUUGUGAGACAAUCUAUUAUCGCCCGCUUUCGCCGCUGGAAGUCGCUCUCGCCUUAUUGUAAAACAAGCAAACAAAAACGCGCAAGACUAGCUUGUUUUGAGACGUACUUUCUUCACAUUUGUAUCGUGUGACAUUUAUUCACUUCGACUUCGUGAAGCAAGUACAGAAAAAACACGUAAAAAAAUGUGCAUAGUUCCGCUAGAGCAGAUUUAAAUCAAAAAACAAACAUAAAUGCCUUCCUAUUUUCAGUAAUAGGUUAUAAUGCAUGUUAGAAAAAAAAUCUUGUAAACAUAUAUGUACACGUAUACUAUAUGAGAAAAAAAAACAACUUACUGUUUGAUCGAACCCGAAGCAUUUAAUAUAAAAUUGUUGUAAAGCCUGACCAAAUUUUUCGAAACGAAUCGAGAAUUGUGUAAAACCGUUGUUAGAAGCAAACCUGAUUAUUGUGUAUAAAACAAUACGGAGCAAAGUUACCAAAACCGAACCAGCAACCGCCGGAUCACGGAAAAAAACAGUCUCGCAGCAAAUAUUAGUUCCAUUUUACCCACGUCAAAACGGAUAUUUUAUAGUAUUUGCCACAUCCCCCCCCCCCCCUGCCUGGCGGUAGUGUGUGUUCUAGUCUAUUUCAUUUAAACCCCCCCCCCCCUUACCUUCCAUCGGUUCGUUGAAUCAAACACGUGAAGCCGCAACUGUGCCAUAAUUCGUUACGGUUUACGCCGCUGUCUCACGUGAAUUUUAAGUUUAGAUUUGUUUUUUUUUUUUGGUUGAUACAACUACUACCUUGUACCUGUGUGUCAGCAACAUUGUCCUCUUCUUCCACCAACCACCACACCAUUGCUUCCUCAUCCCUCCAGACCGACACAGGUCUUAGAUAUAGUUUCUAUAUUUAAAACCGAGCAGCAUUUUUUGACCUUAGCCUACUGUGUGUUUCUGCCCUCUUAACUUUGAUGAGCCCUCGUUAAAUUCUUUUCUAAAAUUGUUGUCACUCACCGAUUUGCCUACGUCAAACGUCAACCAGUGAGAGAAGAGUAACCGCGCGCGGAGGGAUCAAUUUCAUUAGCAUUCUGUGCCCUAUUUUAACUAGCGUUAGAUUGAUUGCGCUACGUGGAUGAAAGUUUCAAAUAACAACACACUCGCGAUGAACGAAUGAACUUUAAAAUAAACUGAAGCGUAUAUUUAAAAUCCUGUAGAGAGAGACAAAACAAACUCAAAACGAAACGUGCAACGGCGUAACAACAGUGCUAUAUUUACUACCUUAAACAUUGUCGUUGCCAGGACAAAACAACAACAAAAAAAAGAAGCCCGUGAUCGUAAGCGAAAAAAGAAUAACAAAAGCUGAAAACUUUAUCUAUAUAAGCAGCAGAGCAAAGCGCAAAAUGUUAUCAACAAAAUCGAUGCUGGAAAAAAUGGAGAAAUAAAUAAAACAGAAAAGCAACCAAAAACACAAAACAA
Messenger RNA from Wyeomyia smithii (pitcher-plant mosquito), 7437 nucleotides. It is a transcript of the gene Atf3, whose product is annotated as activating transcription factor 3. The record is from RefSeq and is a predicted model, not a curated record. Lineage: Eukaryota; Metazoa; Arthropoda; Insecta; Diptera; Culicidae. The transcript is spliced from 6 exons. Gene Ontology annotation, molecular function: DNA-binding transcription factor activity, RNA polymerase II-specific; RNA polymerase II cis-regulatory region sequence-specific DNA binding. Gene Ontology annotation, cellular component: nucleus. The coding region runs from base 1970 to 3727 and encodes 585 amino acids. Gene Ontology annotation, biological process: regulation of transcription by RNA polymerase II.